AUGCUCUCGCAGCCCAAAUCAUCCCUCGCCCUGUCUUACGACCUUGCCGUCACGAACACCACCGUCGAUGAGGAGCCGCCUAUCGAGGCAGUUCUGCAAGGAUACUUAGAGUUGCUGAAGACCCUCUACACCAACGGUCUCAGAAUAUUUGCCCUCUUCACACUACCUCAACUCCGCGGCUAUAUCAACACCUAUAACAACGGUGUCGGGGGUACUCUGAAGGAGUUGAAGGGUUGUCACCACGACGUGAGAGAACAGGCCUUCGACACCGCUCCGGCGUUCUGA
This is a messenger RNA of Clonostachys byssicola, 285 nucleotides long. Lineage: Eukaryota; Fungi; Ascomycota; Sordariomycetes; Hypocreales; Bionectriaceae. The record is from the annotation of a GenBank genome assembly.